Molecule: messenger RNA, 1557 nt
Organism: Bathycoccus prasinos
Lineage: Eukaryota; Viridiplantae; Chlorophyta; Mamiellophyceae; Mamiellales; Bathycoccaceae
Exons: 1
Coding region: 1-1557 (518 amino acids)
Cellular component (GO): plasma membrane
Molecular function (GO): ligand-gated monoatomic ion channel activity; signaling receptor activity
Source: RefSeq, a predicted model, not a curated record
AUGGGAGAAAAACGAAAAGAGAGCAGGCGUUGGAGGGGGGCAAAAUUCGUCCAUCAAAACUCUUCUCCUCCACCUUGCAAGUCUGUUUUUCUCUUUUUUUGUGUUCUCCUCUUUUGUGAUUACAACACUGAGUUUAACACGGACAGACUUUCGUUUUCGAGGUUUGGCGUUGGAGCCACUCGUUUGGACGCGUGCGCAUUAAACUUGCUGGAUGGUGUGAACAUAUCCUCUUCUGAAACGAGCGAAGAUUUGGUUUCAAGACUCGACGGUUUAACGCUCACUGUGGCGGCUAUUUGGGAUCCCGGGUACGUUUCCAUCGAAGGGGAAGCGGCGCCGACGCGAACGAGAGACUAUCCGGACGUGUAUUGUACCGAUUGCGGAAGUCAAUUGUCGGGGUAUAACUUUGACGUUUUCGAAAAGAUGGCGUCGCUUGGGAACUUUAAAACGAAUUGGACGAUAUUCGGGGACGUGGAUUCGAGCAGAGGGGAAACGUACGAGCAAAUGGCUUUGAACUUCACUCGCGACUUUGACGUGAGCGGACAGUGGUGGUCGGAUACGGCGAGAAGGCGCUCCAUCGGUAUCUCUUGCGGAUAUUAUCACACGGACAUUACGCGAAUAUUAACCGUGAGUAAGCAAGCGGGAAGCGGCGGAAAGAUUGAUUAUUUCUCUUUCCUUGCUCCUCUGAGCUGGCAGGUAUGGCUCACGCUUAUUAGUUUUCUGGUCGGUUACGCUCUUUUGUAUUUAUUCUUUGAACACCCGCACUUUAAUCUACCGACGUUCAAAGCUUCCGCGGCUCGAUCGAUAUUUUUAUCGUUCGAAUGCUUGACGGGAGGUUUCGUGGCAGAACCUGUGACGAAAACGGGCAUGGUGCUUCAAUCAGUAUUUAGCUUUUGCACGCUUGGUUUCAGCUCAUUAUAUACAGCCGCGUUGACAUCUAUACUCAUCGAGGAAGCGAUAAGUACGAUGGCUAUCAAUACGUUGAACGAUUUGCAAGAGGCUGGCGGAAGAGCCAUCAUGUUCACAGGAGACCCGCUGAAGUCUCGAAUACUUGCCCAGAAUCCUUGGCUUAUUGCUACGGAUGUCGCUCGAAGUGAAAUAUUAGCGACGAAGAAAAUUGACGAUUUGCUCAGUAAGUACGGCUCUCAAGCGGUGAUUCUUUCUUCGGCAGAUGCGGGUACACUUGUCCAGCAAGCAACUAACUGUGACGCCUCCGCGAAUGGUAUAGUCUUAGCAGCUGGCGGUGGAUUUAUUACGAACUAUGACGAUUGUCAUUCGGAUAUAACACACAUCUUUGAUACAAUCUUAUUAGGCAUGGAAGCGGAUGGCGUAUUGGAUGAAAUAUUGAACAAAUACAGCACGGAUACAUGCGAUGCAAAUGCAAGCGCGAGCAAAAUCGAUUACACGAUUGCGUUAGACAAAACUGCUGGUAUAUUCAUUAUCUUAUCUUGCGUCGUUGCUCUGCUCUUUUCCAUAUCGUUUGGGAGAAGGAGGUUUAAAUUUCGACACGUCGAGGAGAAGGCGAGCGAAGAAAAGGGAGCCGACGAGAGUAACCUUUAA